AUGGCUCUGUUGCUUUCAAGCACAGGAGUGGCCGAAAGGACCUCGGUUCCCCAGCACCCCGCACCGGCGAGACAAAGCUUACCCCGUACUUCAACGGAUCCACGGCUUCCACGAUCGUGGCUCCUGGCCGCUGUGCCGUUGACGGCUGCAACGUGUCGGGUGUCCCGGCAUCAAAGGUGUCAAACCUUGCGAAAAGCACGGGCUCCGGAAGCAGAUUCGGAGACACCCCGACGAGUAGCACUGACGGUGUUGGGGACGGCUGUAACUGUGACAGGGGUUGAUGCAGCCUUCCGAGCUUCUGACGAGAGAUACGCUGCACUUGGUACAAUUCUGGCACCAGCACCUUACAAGGAAACGCUUCGAACCGAGCUUGUUCCUGGACGCAUCUGGGGCUUCGAGCAGUGCAUCGCCUUGGCAUCUGUUUCGACCAACAUCCGCAUGACUGCCGUGAAGCUGCGGGACGGCGGGCUGUGGGUUUCGGCACCGAUAGCUCCAACACGGCAGUGCUUGCGCCUGUUGGAUGAGCUUGGGAAGGUGGCUCAUCUGGUGAUCCCUUCCACGGCUUUGGAGCAUAAAGCUUCCAUAGCGGAGUUUUCACGCGCGUAUCCGAAAGCAGAAAUCUGGGUGACGCCGGGCCAGGCUCCUCCAAUUACCGUUCCCAGCAACAGCCGCAUCCUAGGCCAAGGUCCUGCACCGGUGUGGGCUGACGAGCUGGACUGCAAGAUAUUUUAUGUUUCUCCGCCCAUUACGGACACAUUUGCCGAAGCGGUGUUCUUCCACAAGGAAACCCGCAGCCUACUGGUCACAGAUUGUGCACUCAAGUUGCCGUCAGCAGCACCAAAGAUCCUCGAAAGCUACGGCUACGACGGGACUCCAGGGCCUAUCUCGUUAGACCAAUGGAGGUACAAAGCGAUCGCUUUCGAUUUCGUGACCGGGCGCAACCAGGACGAGAAGGACUUCGCGGCACUUUCGCGACCAGCAGCUUUGGUCAACCCGCUGUUGCGAUUCAUCGUUUAUCGGCGUUGUCCGGAGCAAGCGGCUGCCGGCCUGGGUGAAGGAUGUUGCCAGGCCCAGGGUGGCCAUUUGUCCGCAUCAUUCCGGCGCAUUUACAGGCUCCUUUUGAUUGCACACCAGCUCAAUUCUUGGAGGCGCUUUACGCAGAUGUCUGCUGGGCAAGAUACUCAGCGGAAGUUCGACAAGUGUGCCAGCGCGGUUGCCCUCUACGAGCAGAAGAUGUCAGAUUACGAUGCCUGGCGUGAUCGGGUGAUGGAGGCGCCACGCACAGAGCUUGCGAGGCGGCGCGAUUGGCUGACGUCUCAACAAGGGCACUCGCUCGCCAGCUCCUCGGAUGACGGGCAGCUGAUAGCAUCUGAAGAUGCAAAAGAUCUGGAAGCGCAGAGCAUGGCACAGGCGCUCUUGCUGACAGUCGCUGCUUUCCUUCUUGUCCGUCUUGCGAGCUGCGAUGCAGAUGCUGCCCCCAACAGCACAAAGGUUGGAAUGAAAGUCACUGGCCAGGACAAUUCAACCUCCAGCUCUAUCAAUGGAACCAAUGGAACAGGGAUCUUGGAGGAGGUCAUGGACAUCGAAUCUCGGCCCAUGUUCGGCAUGGUUCUUGGCGGGUUGGUUGCCAUUUGUGCAGUCAUCUCCUUUUGGCAGUGCUUCAAGUGGCUGACAGGGCCAAAGCGAACGCCGGCACCUCUUCUGGCUGAUACAGAGCUGACAGAAGGGGACCCAGUGCAUGGAGAUCAACCCACCGGCUUAUGGAUGGGAGGGACUGGGCCAGCUCGUGAGCUCAUGUCCGGCACCUCCGCCGGCUUUACUCAGUUUUAG
Molecule: messenger RNA, 1830 nt
Organism: Symbiodinium sp. CCMP2592
Lineage: Eukaryota; Dinophyceae; Suessiales; Symbiodiniaceae
Source: the annotation of a GenBank genome assembly